GCAGCGCGGCUCGGGGCGGGCCCAGGCGGGGAGCGGAAGGCGGCGGGCCGUGCGGCCAUGGAGGCGCCUUCGGUGCCGGGCGCUUCGGCGGAGGGAGCAGCGGGGCGGGCUCCCAUCAAGGGCAUCCUGAAGAAGGGCGGCAAGCAGCCCGCCAGCGAUGGGUCUGGAGCCCGGCCGGCCAGCCCGGCCCGCGAUGACGACGAGCACGGUAAAAAAUCUCAGAAGUGGGACGAAAUGAACAUCAUAGCUACGUACCACCCAGCGGGCAAAGAUUAUGGCUUGAUGAAAAUAGAUGAGCCCAGUACUCCUUAUCACAGCAUGGUAGGAGAUGAUGAUGAAGAUGCAGUGAGUGAUUCGGAAUCAAAUGAGCCCUUAAGAGCAGAUGUGUUGAGUAAGAAGCUGGCUGCUGCAGCGGAGGGUAAAGGACCCAGGGUUAUAGCAAGGCAGGAGGAAAGCAGUGAGGAGGAGGAGGAAGAAGAAUUAACACCUGAAGAACGAGAAAAAAAGAAACAGUUUGAAAUGAAAAGGAAAAUGCACUACAAUGAAGGACGAAACAUCAAACUUGCAAGACAGCUAAUUGCAAAAGAACUACAGGGUGAAGAUGAAGAGGAGGAGGAGGAAGCGAAUCAAGAAAUGCGUGAUGCUGCAGAUGAAGAAGCGAUGAAUACAGAAUCUAUCGAACAUGGGGAAAGGAGUACUCCAGUAGGCAGCAUUAUGACCUUUCUCCGUGGCUUGAAGCUGCCAUCUGUCUGCACUGUGCUGUAAAACAGAGGCAACUCCGCUCUCCAGCUGCAUUCUCCAGGGAACAGAAGGCACACCUUUGCAGUAUUUUUUCCAUCUCUAUUGCUGAAGUCCAUUCCACCUUGGCUCAUAAACAGCUUCUGAGCCACAACUGACUGAGAUUUCUUGCUGAUUGAAAUGAAGAUGGCCAGUCCAGUCAGUAAUGCACAUGCUACUCAUGACCAGCUGGAGAGCAGAGCACGCAGCAUAGAAGAAAUCUGUCCAGAACUGUAACUGCUUGUCAGAGACACGAACAUAAACACUGCUUCAUGACUUUUGCAAUUAAGCCUCUUAAAUAUUAAGAAGCAUAUCAGUUACAAUGUUGUGUUGCCAAGAUUGUUAAUUUUAGACUUGUCCAUUAGGCAGAAAAACAAACCUGUCUAAUUGAUUUAUUCCUGUGCCUAGUAUUUCAUGGAGAAUACUGCUUCAUAAUCUGUUCAACCAGAAUGGCAUUCCCUGUGUGUAUAACGCUGGUUAUCUCGCGUAAUGUACUGUUACUCUUCAUGCUUUGAAACACAGACAGUCUCUGUUUUUUCACUAUUUAUUUGACAGUGCUCUCAGUGUGGUAUCUCUUAUGGAAGAGCUUGAGGUUCAAGAGCUUAACGGUACAGCAUAUAUCAAAUUGACACACAAACUGUCUAUCAGGUGUGUUAAGCAGUUGAGAAAGGGAUUCGAGUUUUACAGUUUUAUAAGACGUUGACCUCUUAAACUAGAUUUCAGUGUGUUGUUCCUUGUAUUUUCCUAGACUCUAGAAGGAGAGUUGUGUUAUUUUUCAGAGCGGUGUUUGGAACUCGUUCUUUGCUUUUGUCUAGAGGCAGUACCAACAUCUGGUGGAGGGUUUUACACUGGAAACAUGCUGACUUGAACUUGGAAUUUAACUGUCUCUUUCUCUUCCACUGGAUGUUUUCUUUUCUUAAAGCCACAUCAGCUGUUAUUCUUCAGGCUCGUUUCACACUUUCAGUCUUUUCCAGUUGCAUGGAGAGUGCCUGUGCUACCACAAACAGCCCAGGAGGGAAAUCCACAUCGGGACUGAAGCUGGGCUGUGUUGAGACUCUGUGUGAGGAGCACCGCUGGUGUUCUGUUCACUUGAGGUUUGUCAGCUGCAGACUGAAAACCACUGGUCUACAUCUGUCUGCAUCCAACCAGACAUAGAGCAGCUGCUUUCAUACAGCGAAGGUGUUUGAAGGGAUAUAGAAGGGAAACUGCCUAAUUCACAUACUUGUUUACAGUGCAGAGAGUGGCUCUGAACAUCCACAUUGCUGUAAACAGCAACAGGAUUGACUGGUGAAUGUUCUAGUGCUCAAAUAGUUCCUGGGCUUUAUUACACAAAGUAAUUACACAAAUAUACACUUCAGCUUCAGCUUGGUUAUGAAAUACAGUGUAUAUCUUCAUUUUAGUCCGAAUUCGGUAUGUUGCAAAAACUCCAUAUGAAUAAAUAUGGAUCUAUUUUAAAACGUUUUUGUCCACUGUACAUGUGCCGUUUGAAUAAAGGAAUGGAAGUUAUUUUACAGAUA
Molecule: messenger RNA, 2294 nt
Organism: Coturnix japonica (Japanese quail)
Lineage: Eukaryota; Metazoa; Chordata; Aves; Galliformes; Phasianidae
Source: RefSeq, a predicted model, not a curated record